AUGGCCAUUCUCAGAGUUUACUCUUUCAAUUUUGUUUUCAAUGUUCGUAUUUAUGCUGCUUUAUACUGUAUUAACGAGCAGCAGAGUAUUAAGAGGGAUGUUGCUAGUGUUAAGACUAUGAAAUGUUUCAGUAAGUAUUCAGUUUCUACAUUGUCAUCUAGUUACGCGUUGUGCCUUGAUCAACCUUGUAAGCUGCAUGAUUUCACCUUUCAGAAAGCUUCGCAAAAUCAGAGUAUAAGCUGUAUAUGUCAAAUGUUCCUGCAUUUUUUUGCUGAUUCGUCAACUAGACCUGCUUUAAUCAGUGUGCAGGAUGUCUCCAGGGAAGGUGGUGGAGGCUGGGUUACUGGUGGUGGUGGUGGAGGCUGGGUUACUGGUGCAGGUGGUGGUGGAGGCUGGGUUACUGGUGCAGGUGGUGGCGGUAACUGCGAUACUAGUGCAGGUGGUGGUGAUUGGAUUACUGGUGGUGGUGACAUGGUUACUGGGGAAGAUGGUGGCGGUGACUGGGAUACUGGUGCAGGUGGUGGCGGUGACUGGGCUACUGGUGCAGGUGGUGGCGGUGACUGGGUUACUGGUGCAGAUGGUGGUGGUGACUGCGAUACUGGUGCAGGUGGCGGACUAACUGGAGGAGAUUUGGGAGGUGGUGGGGAAGUUGGAUUCGACACUGGUGGAGUAGACAAGGGUAUUGGAGCUGUUGUAGUUGUCGGGUUUGACGGAGGUAUGGGUGGUGCUGGUGAUGCAUUUGUUGGUGACAUUGCUGGCGCUUGUGCUUUAGCUAAUGCUACGGCAAGAAACAUGCCAUAUAACAUGCAAACACACCUAUUAGCCAUUUUUAUUCUGGUUAGGAUCUCAAAGCUAUGUAGAUGGGUUUAA
Molecule: messenger RNA, 870 nt
Organism: Chenopodium quinoa (quinoa)
Lineage: Eukaryota; Viridiplantae; Streptophyta; Magnoliopsida; Caryophyllales; Amaranthaceae
Product: glycine-rich protein DOT1-like
Exons: 5
Coding region: 1-870 (289 amino acids)
Source: RefSeq, a predicted model, not a curated record